Messenger RNA from Lindgomyces ingoldianus, 1631 nucleotides. Its product is annotated as DnaJ-domain-containing protein. The transcript is spliced from 3 exons. The record is from RefSeq and is a predicted model, not a curated record. NCBI's taxonomy places the organism in Eukaryota, Fungi, Ascomycota, Dothideomycetes, Pleosporales, Lindgomycetaceae. Gene Ontology annotation, molecular function: Hsp70 protein binding. Gene Ontology annotation, cellular component: cytoplasm. The coding region runs from base 162 to 1412 and encodes 416 amino acids. Gene Ontology annotation, biological process: protein refolding.
UAAAUGCCCACUUCCCCGUCCCCCCCUUCCUAUUUCCGCCAGUUCAAAAUUAUUCUUCUCUCGUUCAUGUAGCAUCCGCUUACAAGACUCUUUGGGAUUUCCGUCCGUUCUCUUUAUUCUUCAAGGCUUCCGUUGCGUGGUGAGAGGCGCAAUUGAGCAAGAUGCUCUUGAGGAUAUUGCUGUUUCUGGGGUGCAUGGUGGUGGUCGCGCUGUGUGCUGAGGAUUUCUACAAGCUUCUGGGAAUCAACAAAGAUGCCUCCGAGCGCGAGAUCAAGAAAGCAUACCGUACCCUAAGCAAGAAGUUCCAUCCAGACAAGAACCCUGGAGACGACUCGGCCCACGACAAAUUCGUCGCCGUAGCUGAGGCAUACGACGUCCUCAUCGACGAGGAAACCCGCCGCAUAUAUGACCAAUACGGCCAUGAAGGCAUUGAGCAGCAUAAACGUGGUGGAGGUCGUCCCGCCCAACACCAUGACCCUUUCGACCUCUUCUCUCGCUUCUUUGGCGGCUCAGGGCAUUUUGGACAUGGCGGUGGUGAGCGGAGGGGGCCGAACAUGGAGGUCCGGGUGGCAAUUCCACUGAGGGAUUUCUACAAUGGGAGGCAAACGGAGUUUACUGUCGAAAAGCAGGCCAUUUGCUCUGCAUGUGAAGGCACAGGAUCGGAAGAUGGACAAGUCGACACAUGUGACUUAUGUGGUGGACGAGGAAUGCGGAUACAGAGACAACAGCUUGCACCAGGCCUGUUCCAACAGGUACAAUCCGUUUGUGACAAAUGCGGAGGCAAAGGCAAGACGAUCAAGCACCCAUGCCCCGUCUGCGGAGGAAGCAGAGUUGUCCGCGAGCCCGAAACCCACGAACUCCACAUCGAAAGGGGCAUGCCGAAAGGCAUCCGCAUCACCUACGAAAACGAGGCAGACGAAAGUCCCGACUGGGUGGCUGGCGAUCUCAUUGUUCACCUCGUAGAGACCGAUCCACAACUAGGACAUCUAGACCACGAACGCACUGAUGGCACAUUUUUCCGGCGCCGCGGCAAAGAUCUCCUCUGGCGCGAAGUCCUCUCUCUUCGAGAAGCCUGGAUGGGCGACUGGACACGCAACAUCACGCACCUCGACGGCCACAUCGUCCAGCUCUCCCGCAAACGCGGGGAAGUCGUUCAGCCCCACACCGUCGAAAUCGUCGAGAAUGAAGGGAUGCCGAUAUGGCAUCAGCACCUACCAGAAGGUGUGGACGAGGCGUUUGGCGCGCUGCACGUGGAGUAUGUGGUUGUGCUGCCGGAUCAGAUGGAUAAGAGUAUGGAGAAGGAGUUUUGGAGUGUUUGGGAGAAAUGGAGGAAAAAGAAGGGUAUCAGCCUAGAUAAGGAGAAUGGGAGGCCGGAAGGUCCGAUGCCUAGUAAGGCCCAUGAUGAGUUAUAGUUAUGACUUAUGCGUAUGGACUGUAAAUUAUUAAACCCUUUUCUUUAGCAAGGGUGGUGUGUCUAGUCACUCUGUACUUGCAGACGCGGCGAUGAGUUGUGGGAGUGAAUACCCAUUUUGUUGUGGGAGUCGCGGAGUUUUGGUAUGUAAUAGAUGGUGGACGAAAGAUGAAGGCGCAGGGGUCAUAAAAUUAGGCGUGGAGAGUGUAUGUGAGUUCCC